Pleurotus ostreatus (oyster mushroom) is the source of this 1056-nucleotide messenger RNA. RefSeq lists its product as uncharacterized. Lineage: Eukaryota; Fungi; Basidiomycota; Agaricomycetes; Agaricales; Pleurotaceae. The record is from RefSeq and is a predicted model, not a curated record. The transcript has 5 exons. Gene Ontology annotation, cellular component: mitochondrion. Gene Ontology annotation, molecular function: oxidoreductase activity. The coding region runs from base 1 to 1056 and encodes 351 amino acids.
AUGCCCACACCGAAGACGCAAAGAGCUUGGGUCUCACUGCAGCGAGGCCAUCCCUCGCGCUCUCUCAGUUUGAAAUCAGACUGGCCGGUGGCUGGCGAGCUCAAGAAGGACGAUGUACUGGUCAGGAUACAGGCAGCAGCGCUCAACCCAGUCGGCUACAAGAUGAUGCGCCUGUUGCCGAACUUUAUGGCGGGGAGGCCACUUGUCGUUGAGCACGACUUUGCAGGCGUCGUGGAAGACGGAAAUGACACCGAGUUCAAGGCAGGCGAUCCCGUUUUUGGUUUCAUACACGUCUUCGACAAUCAGAAGUCCAGGCAGGGCAGUCUGUCAGAAUAUGCAGUUGUUCCUGCAGCUGCGGUUGCUCUUCGUCCACCUACAAUCGACGUUGCUAACGCGGCUGGUAUCGCUCUGGCCGGACUAACAGCCUAUCAGGCACUUUUCAAGGAUGCUGGUCUGGAGCCUGGUCAGAAAGUCUUUAUCAACGGCGGGAGCACCGCUGUCGGCUUAUUUGCAAUUCAAAUCGCAAAGGCUCAUGGCAUGACCGUGGUGGCGAGUGCAUCUUCCAGGAACGAAGGGCUCGUGAAGGAGAUGGGGGCCGACGAGUUCAUUGACUAUACAAAAGAACCAUUACACCAAUAUCUGGCGUCACAUCCGCCUGAGCCCAAAUUUCAUGCCAUCAUCGACGCCUUCGGACUAUCGGACCCCUCUCUUUAUACCCACAGCCCUCAAUACCUUGCACCUCAAGGAGUCUUUGUCACGACUGGUCCAUUUCCCCAUAGCACCACUAUAAGCGAGUUUUUUAACGCCUUCUUGACCAUUGUCGCCACCGCUAGACCGGUUUGGCUGGGUGGAGUCAAUAGGAAAUACAAGCUCGCUGCUGUCAUGGUUGACAAAGCAGACUUGAAUGCCCUCAGCCAACUCAUAGCAGAAGGAAAGCUGAAGGGUGUAGUCGACUCAAUUUACCCCAUAGAAGAUGCCCUGAAGGGGUACGAACGGUUGAUGACAUCGAGGGCUGCCGGGAAAGUGGUGAUCAAAAUCGACCCGAGUGUGCAAUGA